AUGAAUUUUCUAAUGCAGCUUUUGGCCGGUUUGCUUAUCAGCACCACCACGGCCAGUAGUCCCGAAAAGGAAAAAAAUAUCUGCUCAAGACGCGUUUGUAUGAUUUGUGCAUAUGUUUUGGAGAAUAACGUCGCAACUGAAGAACACAGGAACAUUUGCGAUUAUAUCUUAAACGAAACCGAUUGCUGUUUUGCGAGUUCCGCCGCGAAAUUCUUCUAA
Oikopleura dioica is the source of this 219-nucleotide messenger RNA. Lineage: Eukaryota; Metazoa; Chordata; Appendicularia; Copelata; Oikopleuridae. The record is from the annotation of a GenBank genome assembly.